UCUCUCAUUCAUCCUUCCAUGUCGCAUCUGUAAAUAGUUUCUCAUCACUAUAGCCAAUCUUCCAGCAUGUCUCAGCUCGAGAUCUUUCUCAAGGCGCUGUCCCGACUAUUAGGGUGGAUAUAUACUUUUUGCUGGUCUGCGUCUUUUUAUCCCCAACCAAUAAGCAAUUUCCGACGACGGUCGACGACGGGACUCGCCAUCGAUUUCCCGACAAUCAACGUCCUGGGGUUCAUCUGCUACAUGGGGUAUACCGCCGCGUUCCUUUGGUCUCCCGUUAUUCGUGAUCAGUAUGCGGCCCGUCAUCCCUUGGCAGAAGAGCCGACCGUCCGCUUCAACGACUUCGCCUUUGCCAUCCAUGCAGUCGUCCUCAGCAUCAUCACCUACACCCAGUUUUGGCCCCGGAUUUGGGGGUUCGAGGUGUCACGUUUCCAACGCGUGAGUAAGCCGGUGGCCGGUCUUUUCUGGGGCUCGAUUGCAGCCGUGGUCCUGGUGGUCUUCGUUGUGCUGCGCCAGGGCCCCAGCCAAGGUUAUGAUCCGUCGGCAUGGGCAUGGAUUGAUGUUGUUUAUACUUUGUCCUACGUCAAAUUGAUCGUCACCAUUGUCAAGUACGUUCCACAGGCAUGGGUCAACUAUAAGCGGAAAUCCACGGCCGGCUGGAGCAUUGUGCAGAUUCUCCUGGACUUGAUGGGCGGGGUCCUCUCCCUCGUCCAGCUGGUCCUCGACUCGAGCUUUCAAAAUGACUGGAGCGGCAUCACCGGAAACCCCGUCAAACUUCUUCUGUCCAACGUGAGCAUCGCCUUUGAUGUGGUCUUUAUGGUUCAGCAUUAUCUUCUGUAUCGAGAUGUAGAGGAUGGCCCGGGCAAACCACCCAAUGCCGGUAUCACCACUCCGCUAUUGGACCCUCAACAACGGUCAGCGAGUGUCUAAGGUGGGGUGAGGGGAAAGGAAACUAUUCCCGAAUAGGAGAAAACUGUGCAGGACCCACGUCUUAGUCCACAUCCUUGUCCCGGUCGAGAUUGAUGCCUGAUUAGCCCAUUUCUGGAAUUUUCGUGGUUUUGUCUUGUUUUUGGUGAACAUUCGCAUUGGUCCAAGUUCCGGGCCCCAUCGAUUUUACUCGGUGGUAACUUUUUAUUUACAUGCUUUUUUAUUUUCAAUUUCAGCUAGUGAACGCCAUAAACCAGCAACGAGCGGAUGACACCGCUCUUUGGGC
This is a messenger RNA of Aspergillus campestris IBT 28561, 1210 nucleotides long. Its product is annotated as putative L-cystine transporter. Gene Ontology annotation, biological process: L-cystine transport. Gene Ontology annotation, molecular function: L-cystine transmembrane transporter activity. Bases 67 to 927 code for a protein of 286 amino acids. The record is from RefSeq and is a predicted model, not a curated record. Gene Ontology annotation, cellular component: vacuolar membrane; fungal-type vacuole. The transcript is spliced from 4 exons. Lineage: Eukaryota; Fungi; Ascomycota; Eurotiomycetes; Eurotiales; Aspergillaceae.